Molecule: messenger RNA, 453 nt
Organism: Trichoderma aggressivum f. europaeum
Lineage: Eukaryota; Fungi; Ascomycota; Sordariomycetes; Hypocreales; Hypocreaceae
Exons: 1
Coding region: 1-453 (150 amino acids)
Cellular component (GO): extracellular region
Source: RefSeq, a predicted model, not a curated record
AUGCGUUUCAACAGCUUCAUCGCCGCGGCCGCUGCGGUUGCCCAGGGCGUCGCCGGCCUCGGAAUCAACUGCCACGGAGACGUCCUCUGCGGCAUUGCCUACAUUAGCGGUGGCCGUCUGUCACAUCUCGCAGACGCCUUCAACAAGCUCGACGACAACCGGAAAUACGACAACGGCGACGACGUGGCCUGUAUCGAGCUCGAUUCCGUCAACUUCAACGGCAAGUUCACGAGCACGCUCUGUGCCUACAUCCAAAACUCCGAGGGCGACGUCACCGGCGCUACGCUCAAGAGCCUCUUCAAGGAGCUUCAGGAGUUUGGAUGCGCCAUCUGCGGAAGCGUGCCGCUGCACUAUGCCAAGGGCGACAACGACAUCAACCACGGAGAGCUCACCAUCAACCUCGUCGAGGAGCUCCCCGAGAACUGCAAGGUCAACGAGCCCUGCUCGGCGUAA